Varanus komodoensis (Komodo dragon) is the source of this 10266-nucleotide messenger RNA. RefSeq names its product ribosomal protein S6 kinase A6 (gene RPS6KA6). Gene Ontology annotation, molecular function: ribosomal protein S6 kinase activity; ATP binding; magnesium ion binding. Lineage: Eukaryota; Metazoa; Chordata; Lepidosauria; Squamata; Varanidae. Bases 51 to 2255 code for a protein of 734 amino acids. The transcript has 22 exons. Gene Ontology annotation, biological process: protein phosphorylation. The record is from RefSeq and is a predicted model, not a curated record.
CCUUCUGCCCUCCCGCCCCCCCGCUGCUGCUCCCCGCCGCGGCCGGCCUCAUGGAGGGCUCCGGCGGGGGCAGAGCCGCCGGCGCCGGCGGAGAGCUGAAUGGCAUUAAAAUGGUAGAUGAACCUAUGGAAGAGGAAGAACCAUAUUCUUAUAAUGAUGAAGGAAAUGUAAAAGAGAUACCUAUUACCCAUCAUGUGAAAGAAGGAUGUGAAAAAGCAGACCCUGCACAAUUUGAAUUGCUUAAAGUCCUUGGUCAGGGAUCGUUUGGAAAGGUUUUCCUUGUGAGAAAAAUCAUUGGGCCCGAUGCUGGACAGCUGUAUGCUAUGAAAGUUCUGAAGAAAGCAUCUUUGAAAGUUCGUGAUAGAGUUCGUACGAAGAUGGAGAGAGAUAUUUUAGUAGAAGUAAAUCAUCCAUUUAUUGUCAAACUGCACUAUGCCUUUCAGACUGAAGGGAAGCUAUAUUUAAUAUUGGAUUUUCUCAGGGGAGGAGAUGUAUUCACACGAUUAUCCAAAGAGGUUAUGUUUACAGAGGAAGAUGUGAAAUUCUACCUCGCAGAACUGGCCCUUGCUUUGGAUCAUCUGCACAGCUUGGGAAUUGUAUACAGAGACCUGAAGCCAGAAAACAUUUUGCUUGAUGAAGCAGGACAUAUCAAGUUAACAGACUUUGGCCUCAGCAAAGAAUCUGUUGAUCAAGAGAAGAAAGCCUAUUCUUUCUGUGGUACUGUAGAGUACAUGGCCCCCGAAGUUGUAAACAGACGAGGCCAUAACCAGAGUGCCGAUUGGUGGUCGUUUGGUGUUCUUAUGUUUGAAAUGCUUACUGGUACACUACCAUUUCAAGGUAAAGAUCGCAAUGAAACAAUGAAUAUGAUACUCAAAGCGAAACUUGGAAUGCCACAGUUCCUCAGUCCCGAAGCGCAAAGUCUUCUGAGAAUGUUGUUUAAAAGGAAUCCUUCAAAUAGGUUAGGAGCUGGUCCUGAUGGGGUUGAAGAAAUAAAGAGGCAUCCCUUCUUUUCAACUAUUGACUGGAACAAACUGUACCGGAGAGAGAUCCAGCCCCCAUUUAAACCUGCUUCUGGAAGACCAGAGGAUACAUUUUGUUUUGAUCCAGAAUUCACAGCAAAAACACCCAAAGAUUCUCCAGGCGUUCCACCUAGUGCUAAUGCACACCAGCUGUUCAAAGGCUUUAGCUUUGUUGCAACUACUGCCAUAGAAGACCACAAAAUCUCCCCUCUCAACAAUAUUUUGCCAAUUGUGCAGCAACUCCAUGGGAACAGUGCGCUAUUCACAGAUGCCUAUGAACUCAAGGAGGACAUUGGUGUUGGCUCCUACUCUGUAUGUAAGCGCUGCAUCCACUUGCCUUCAAACAUGGAAUUUGCUGUGAAGAUAAUUGACAAAAGUAAGAGAGAUCCCUCUGAAGAAAUUGAGAUUUUGAUGCGCUAUGGACAGCACCCUAACAUUAUUACUUUAAAAGAUGUAUACGAUGAUGGUAAAUAUAUUUACCUUGUCACGGAAUUGAUGAAGGGAGGUGAGCUACUGGAUCGUAUUCUCAGACAGAAAUAUUUCUCAGAAAGGGAAGCGAGUGCUGUAUUGUAUACCAUCACGAAAACAGUCGACUACCUUCAUUGUCAAGGGGUAGUACACAGAGAUCUUAAACCCAGCAAUAUUUUAUAUAUGGAUGACUCUAAUAAUGCUGACUCCAUAAGGAUCUGUGAUUUUGGAUUUGCAAAACAACUUCGGGGGGAGAAUGGGCUUCUCUUAACCCCUUGCUACACUGCCAACUUUGUAGCACCAGAGGUUCUUAUGAGACAGGGCUAUGAUGCUGCUUGUGAUAUCUGGAGCCUGGGUGUCCUCCUUUAUACAAUGUUGGCUGGGUAUACACCAUUUGCCAAUGGUCCCAACGAUACUCCCGAGGAAAUCUUGUUACGGAUUGGCAGUGGAAAAUUUUCUUUAAGUGGAGGCAACUGGGACACUGUUUCAGAUGCAGCAAAGGAUUUGCUGUCUCAUAUGCUGCAUGUAGAUCCUCAUCAACGAUAUACUGCUGAACAAGUGCUUAAGCAUUCAUGGAUCGCCUGUAGGGACCAGCUGCCACAUUAUCAGCUCAACAGGCAAGAUGCUCCGCAUCUAGUAAAGGGGGCUAUGGCUGCCACAUACUCUGCACUGAAUAACAAGACAUUUCAGCCUGUAUUGGAGCCUGUUGCCGCUUCAAGCUUAGCUCAACGGCGGAGCAUGAAAAAGCUAACGUCAACGGACUUAUAGUUCCACUGGAGCGCUCAGCCGAAGUGGAGCAUGGGAAACACCCAAUAAGUGGCUCUGUAUUUGCCUGGCCUGUGAUUUAAAAGGCAUAUACAAGUUCCUCCUACACUACUUGAAUUCUGCUGAAGAAAGAAAAAGUCCAGAUGUUCAAGAGGAUUCAUGAUAUGUUUUGCAGGAAAUGUGCAGAGGUUCAUUGAAGCGAAGCAUCAGGGUACAUCACAGUGAUCAUGAGGCAUUUUUGUACACAGUCCUUUUCAGAAAUCUAUUGCAUUAUGUUAAUACUUUUAAAUACUGUAUAGUUUUUGCCCAGUUUAUAAAGAAAUUAUUUAGGGAACCAUAAACACUGAAGUUGUAAAUUUAAAACUGAAAAAAUAGUGUUUAGUAUUUUUGCUAUCUGGCCCUAUUGUAAAGGAAAAUAAUUAAACUUAAGUGCUCUACUUUUGUUAAUUUGCCACUUCACCAAUGAACUCCAUUCACCCCAACUCAUUGUUACAGCAAGUCAAGACAACACAAAGGGACACACUAGUGCAAAAUGCAUGGAUACUAAAACGCCUGGUCCCAGGCAGUUGUAGAUGGUAUACAAAGAGAAUUCAGCCGCGUAGUGUGAAAACUGUCAGUAGAAUUACAGACUGAGUGUGUAAGGCUGCUGGGUGACGAUGGUGGUGAUUAGGAUAAUAACCUCAUAUAGUUUUCCCUGUAAGGGAUCUCCAUCAGGGGUGAGUAGGUGUCUGUUGUGUUUAGGUAUAGAAUAAGAUGUUUAGAGAUAUAAUAUCCUAGAGCUGUGAGUUGGUCCAGGCAAACCUCUCCGACAGUACGAGGCUCCUAUGAAAAGGGAUUGGCUGUGUUCCAUUUCUGUCGUUUGGGCUGUCCCCUUUUUAGUUACUGUUAAAGGGCUGAUGUGUCCACGCCGCAAUUAAAAAUACAAGCCUUCCAGAGUGAGAACCUACAGGCUGAGUGGUAUUAAAACAGGCAAUUGAAUUUACCUUGGUAAUCCACUAUGCUCUGCUACUGCUUUUUCUCCUUCGUGGUCUCUCUGCAUCACACAUGUGGGCUGUGGGCUUGUGUGCAGCUCAUUUCUGGGAAGAUUUAGUACCUAAGAGCAUUUUGGCUGGAACUCUUCCCUCACAUUGGCAUCCUUUGCAGGAACGGGUUCCUGUGCUUUCCCCUCACUUCUUUGACUGCCUUUGGUGCCUCAGGAAGUUCUUUCUCUCCUCUUUAAUACUUGAGUAUCUUCUCUUCUUUACAACCCUUUUUCUUUUUAAAAUGCUUUAGCAUCUUUCUAUAUGUACCUGUUUCUUCUUCAUGUAUUUUCAUUUCAUAAACCACCCCCUUUCUUUCCCCCCACCAUAAAACAACUAAAAAAAGUCCUCUUUAGGAUCCUGUGCUAUUCCAAACAUUACCUUGGCCUUUUCCUUCAGGUGAGGGUGUUCAAGGAUAGGCUGGACAUGCACAUGGGUAGGCAUGUCAUGAGCGGAGCCGGCUGGAGCCGGGGGUCAGACUGGAUGGCAGGGAGGCCCCUUCUGACUUGCUCUGUUUCUAUGUUUCGAUGUUUUUCUUUCCUUCCCUGUCUUCUCCAUGAUGGCAUUGAAGGCUCCCUUCUCAACUCUGUGCAGCGUGGCUGGAAAUUUGCUGCCAGUGGAUGGGGACUUCCUCUGACUGUUGUGCCUGGUUGAGGGGCAUGUAGUCAGACCAAAGCUUCAUGGUCAAGCCCUCGUGAAACAGGCUAGGAAGUGUGCUGAGCUCCGAAGCAAGGCUGUUAGAGUGGCCUUGGAAUGGAAUCGUAGAAUAGUAGAAUUGGAAGGGGCCAAAAGACCAUCUGGUCCCUGCUGAGUGCUGGGCUCCAAGUGAAAGCAUCCCUCUCAGGUGGCAAUCCAACUGUCUCUUGAAUGCCUCCAGGGUGGGACAGCCCCAAACCUCCCUAGUUCAUUGGUUCCACUGUCACACUGUCCUCACAGUCAGGAAAUUUUUCCUGAUACCUAGCCAGAAUCUAGAUCCUUGUAACAUGAGCCCAUUAUUCCAUGUCUUAGAGUCUGGGAUGACUGAGAAGAGAACCUGUCCUUCCUCUAUGGGGCAACCUUUCUAGUACUUGAAGAGUCCUAUCUCCCCUUGGACUUCUUGAGGCUACACAUGCCCAGUUCUUUUUAUGAUUCUACAACCUCCGUCUACCAUCAGGAUGUCUGCAGAGAAUGGGAGCUCUUUGCCGAACCACCGGCCACCAACUCCACCUCCAAGGCCCCAGCAUCCGCCCGUGUGACUGGAACAGUUUAGUGGACUCCCAGAGCUGCCUUCCAGCACUGCAGAGACCCAGCUCUUCUGCCCUUGUGCUCUCCAACCCUUCCUCGCUGAUGGACAUUGAGGAUCCCAGAUCUGACACCCACACGACACUCUCCAUAGAGCUGUUCUCUCCGGGUGCAGCUGUGGAUGCCGGGGACUCCACCUCACCAUCCAUGGAUAUGGGUCACUUCACAGAGCACAUUCACAGGAUGACCUGAGGCCUCAGAAUCGCCACGCAGUUGCUUUUUUUCUCUCUGUACUGAACCAUCUUUGCCAAACGCAAGGUUUGUCCUAUUGAUCCUCUCCUGGUCCUGAGGCCACCUGGGCAGUCUCAUUCAUGCUGAGGGAAAGGGCAAUACCCUCCUCCCUUGUAGGAUGGAUGCUGGAGUGGGGGAGGGGCUCCUGCCUAAAUGCUCUUAUAUCUCCCUAGUCCCAGUCGUAAGCUCAGAGCCCAUAGGGGUGAAUGCACAGAACCAUCCGAAGGCGGACAGUUACAGGUAAGUAACUUGUCAUUUCCUUCAUAAUUUGGCUAUCACUUUGACCCUCUCAACUUCACCCCAAAUUGGAAGAUACUGAUAUUUUUACCAUACAACUUAUUUCACAGUGGUCUUUAUUCACACUCCACAGGGAAAGAAAAUGGCAUCGUCUUUUGGAGACUGCAUAAAUCUGUCCAGGGGAAAUGUUUAUACCCAUGACUUGAUUUUCAAUCCAUAUAAGCUUUGAAAUGUGUGUUAGAACUUUCCUGAUUCAAGCUGGAUUUAAACUUGCCUCAGUAGAAUGAGGGAGAGAACAGUCUUGCUACCAGUUCUAGUACCAUGUGCCAUUGCAGAUUACAAAUGCUGUUGUAUUUCUUAAGGAGGUCAGUCUACAAUGUAGCAUAGCAAAACUUAGAGCAGAUGCUGACGUUAGCUCAGUAGAAAUGGAUAAAUUGCAAAUUGGUGUGUGUUCUCAGAACCAAUAUAAAUGAACAUUAAACUUUCAGAAUGUCCUGAUAAUAACUAAUUUGCUGAGGCAGUGUGAGGCUAUGAGGGAAACUGAAACAGCUUCCAGCAUAUCUGGACAGGAAGCGGAUCUAUUUCUUUGGUUGAGGCAGAGCAGUUUGUGUUUGCCACUAGGAUUGCAUAGCAUCCUAUGCAACCCACUAACAUAAAUUAUGAUGUGCAGGUCUAAACUCCUGUACUGCAACUCCUAUAUUCCUGGUAUACUAGAAUAUAAUUUAUGCUAGCAGUAGAAUAUUUGAAUAUGCAAUGUUGAAUAUCGAAUUCCCCUUUGAAUAUUGGCCCAUAUUGAUUGAUUGAUGAUUUGUACAUCAUCAUCAAUUUGUACAUGAUGCCAUGAAAACGACAGCGUGAUAUGCUGUAGCCGCUCAGAUGGCAAUGGCGGAUUGCAUUGAUUAUUUCAGUGCAAGACUCUGGUGUUGGCUCCAGAGAACAGGUGGGCAGAAUCCUGCUAGUGUUAUGAGCUAUCUGAAAGCAAUGUGAAAGUCACAUUGUUAAAUAGCAGCUUGCUUUUCCAAAGCAAAGGUAGUGAAUUGCAGUAAGUGCCAGUUGAGUCUGUGAUUAUAAAUGGGUGCAUCUUUGGACUUCGGUGCUCUUCAUAUUGCUCUGAUCAUUCUGCUUUGGGGUAGAAGAAUAUAGUGGAACAGGAAAAGUUACACAAGGCAUUUCUAGUGUGCUCCUGAGUCCUCCCUCACAGUAGUUUGUGGGUGUUUCACGUUAUAUCAUCUUGCAGGACCUCUCCCAUGCUCCAAAAUCGUGCUUGUUUUUCUAAUGAGGAAACACUGGCAAUGGCAGCAGAAGCCCCUGAAAGUAUUCACAUAAUUCAGCCAUUUCUAAUAAAUGAGGAAUGGAACAUACAGAAAGGCAAGUGGAGAAAGGAAAACUGGGUGUGGAAUGUGUACAGGAGGCAAUAAAUCCCGGAAAGAAUCUGGAAGUGGAAGCAUCAAUAAAGUGGUAGGUUAAAACCCUAAUGUGGAAAGCCCAGAGUGCCCUUCUAUGCGCAGGAAAGCUAGAUAAUGCCAUUUUGACACUUUGCCACCUCAACAGUAAAUUUAGCAGAGCACUGCACCAGGUAGGAUAGUCUUCAUUCAGCACAUGCUUCUGCCACACUUCAUUCUUCUGUGAUUGUUGCAACAAAUUGUCAUGGCAUGACAACCCCUCUUUCGAGCCAUAGAGAAUCAUGUUAAUGGAAGCUGGAAACAACUAGGAUUGGCAAUCGGGCCAUCCAUCUAGACGGGCCUUGUUGGCCUGUAUUCUCACUGUCCUAAAUAAUGGCGUACGUGCUUCUUUGUACGUAUCUAGAUUGGUACACAUCUGGACCUCCUUUACAGAACAGGGUUUAAUGCUGCAUAGAUGGUGAUCUGAUUUGAAUAAAACUGUGAACCUUCUUUCAUUCUUAUGCCUAAAGUGUGAAGUGCCUUAUUCAGACCUUUAACAUGCAGAUGAUCUUCUUUGAUUGUCAUACAUUAAUAAAUCUGAGCCCAUAAUUUUGAUCAUUCCAUACUUUUCACGGUUAAAGUACUCUUGGGUCACCAUUUUAUCCUUCAGUGUGCAUUUUGCUACAAAUAAGAACCAGUUCACACGAGGCAUUGACAUACACAAUUUCCUUGAAGUAUCAGAGAGCGAUGCCAUGUGAAGAGUUGGAUGUGUGGGUGUCAUCAUGAUUAAGCAUAGCAUUCCCAUCCUCGUGGAAAUUGCAACAGCUGUAUGUACAGCCACUUUAUGCUGAGGUCACUUCAAACAUCAGCUCCUCGUCACAAGUUCAGAAGUGGCCUUGUGCACUCCCAGGGCCAAUGACUAGUCCAAACUUGCUCUCAUUGGAGGAAAUUGGUUAAAGAAUUGUAUGGGUUAACUAUUCCAGUCAGGUGAUCAUUGUAUGCCUGUGAGCUUAGUUGGGGAAGCUAAGGGGAUUCGUCGUUUUCCUCCAAGCCCAUUUCUAGGUUUUGGUCUUGUUGUUUCCACUUGUAUACUUGUUUUUCUUAAGUGUUGCUUCUCUAGAAAGAUGAUUUCUUGAGUCUCUUCACAUGGAAUCAUGACUAAUGCUUAACGGGCACACCCAUUGUUAAAGGGGGAGGAUGGAGCACUCAAAACAUUGCUGAGAACAGGAUGCCAGGCUUGGACUCCGGUUGCAUAAGUGGACCUGUAAAGCAAAUCUGCAUGUUGCUCAGAUGCAAGAAAUGUCCUCCUUUGGGGUGUGUUUUUGUGCAUGCUCAGCUUUAAUUGAGUCACUUGGGGGAAAAAAUGACUUGAAUGAUUGUGAUGACUCUGCACAGUUCCUUAGUAGCGUACCAUUUGGGAUACUUUUGAGGUUUGUUUUGCUCAGAUACCUGUCAGGAAUUAGGGAUGCUGUUGAAAAUGCUUGCCUUACUGUUCUGUCCCUCUCUCAAGCCACUGGGCCACAUUUCUUGUCAUCUGUCUUAGAAAACUGCAUUUCAAGAGUGAAGGUGUAUUCAUGGCAACUUCUCUAGCAAGCUGUCCUCAAGUGAGCGUUUCUCUAAAAGCUCGCUCUGAAACUGGAUAGUGUGGCUGCAACUCCCACUAGCAAAUUGCCUCUUUGAUUUAUUAAAAAAGUUUUAGGUCUUGUUCAGGUAGGGGAAAUCCCUUAUCUUAAGUAUGCAACUGGGCAGCUAUAACAUUUAAUUAAAUACCUUGCAGAAAAUGUAGGGCCCUAUGUAAGCCUGCAUAUGUUGCCUAUUUAAUCAGAAUAUUUCUUUGGGACCAAACCAUUUCUUGUACGGGUGCUUUACACGUGUGUGUGUGUGUGUCCAGCCAUCCCUGAAUAUUAAAUAAUUGUACACUUCAGAGUAUCCAUUACCUAUGUGCAAAGUUUGUUUUCAUAUAAGCGUAGUAGUGACAAAAAAAGUCUUCAAGAAUAGCUGUGGGUCAGGGAAGGGUGUUAGAGCUCCAGGUAUUUUGCAAUCCACGCACCUACCGACAUGGUCAUGGCUCAGGAAUGAUUGGGGCUAAUGUCCACAACAUUCAGGCAUUUCUUUCUGGCCACCCCUGCCUUAGGGCACCCAACGUGUGGCUUUUGUGAGUGGAUGGACAGGUGGAUUAGAUUGGCAAAGAGAGGAGGCACACUCACAUCCUCAGAAUGGAUCAUAGGAAGGGAAAUCACUCCUGAAUGGUUCUGAAAUGGCUUGAAUGAGCCAAACGGUACUGAAACAGUCUAGUUUUCAUGUCUCCACAUUUUUUGAAUCCGCCCUUCUCAGAAAUGGGCACCGUGCCUGUACAUCUUUUAAAUUCUUUCUUUGAAACUUGCUCUUAAAAACAGGGAUUACUUAGUUUUAGUUAACCAUCCAGGAGGUACUAUUUUAGGCAAAGCAAUGUUACCUGUAAUUACAAUAGUCCUGUUAGUGGAAAACAAUGGUCAUUACCUGUACAGAUCUACUCAUCCUGGGCUUGGAUGUAUGUUCCCUUUCUGUUUUAGGCACUAAGAAAAGUGACUAAGGUCUGGCUAUGGUUUUGUGAUGUUAUAGAAAAGUAUGUCCUCCAUAAGUCCCUCUGAAAUGAAUGGUAGUUGUGAAUAUGUUUGAGUCCUUCCACAGUUUCUCAUUAUUUCACUGAAGCUUAUACAGGAAAAGUUCCCAGUAGUUGUUGGACCCAUAUCACCUCUAUGGAUUGAGGAACAGUUGUUCUAACGCUGCAGUAUUGUUUAGGAGGUACGGAUAAAGCUAGCUAUUUAUGUUAAUUAGAAUAAGGUGGAAUUAGAGAUACUGAGUAGCUGAAAUGAAUAGUUUAGUAAUAAAAUCUUAUUAAACUGUAUUUAAAAGCCAUUUUCCCUUUGGGAAGGUGUAAGUAAAUGCAAUUUUAAAUUCUAAACAGGCAGCUCCAUUAAUAAGUCAUGCCCCUUUCCCAGCUGAUAUUGGAAAGCCUUUCAGAAAGAUUUAAGCUGGAAAAAUACGUUUGCUUAGGUUGCUGAAGAAACAAGCAAAAGCAGUAUCAUCUUUCCAGAUGGAAAUGUUCAUGUGAUGGUUUGGGGUGAUUUGUUUUGUUUUGCUGGUCAUUUUGCAAUUGUCAUUUGCUUAUGCUGCAUUCUUCUGACUUUCCAAGCACUUUGGCACUCUUGCACUGAAUGCCCAGGUCUUGACAAGAUACACAGCCAAGACAUGUCUCAGCUUUGUGUUCUUAUGUGUCAUGAUCUUUCCCGUUCCUUCUCAGCGUAUUGUGAUCAGAGAUGACCAUAAUUUUCUGUUGUAUCCAAAUUGGGAAAGCUAGAAGUUGUAAGUUUUUAAAAUAAGUUUCUUAUUUGUUUGUUCUAAUCCUUGAAACUGUAAUCUCCCUAUCUGAAUGUAACAGCAUAGUGUGGUUAAUUAACCUAGGAAAUCUUCAAUUGUGGCAUGCCAAGUAGGUAAGAGGUCAGGUGUACAUGCAUAAGGUUUGUAUCUAUCAAGCUGAGAUACUGUAUGAUUGAAACAGAUCAUUGGCUAGUUUCCAUUGUCAAAACUGUUCUGGCAUGUAACUGGCUGUGAACAUCAAAAACAUUGCAGGAAAACCCAAUUGUGCAAUUUCUAACUACAUGCUCUUUGGGUUACAACACUUCCUCAAGAUUUAAAAUCAUACAUCUCAUUCACAACCCUGUUGUCAAUAUAAUAACAGUCAUUUCCCAGAACAUUGUGGAUUUGUAUUAUACUGUAUUUAUUCCAUUCAGGUUUUCUUUUUUUCUUUUUAAAAAUAUUUUCUUUAAGGCUCUGUAUAUAUUGACAUUAAAGUUUGCAUUGUACUACAUUUUCGUAAGGGUC